This is a messenger RNA of Gigantopelta aegis, 1059 nucleotides long. Its product is annotated as KRAB-A domain-containing protein 2-like. The transcript has a single exon. The record is from RefSeq and is a predicted model, not a curated record. The coding region runs from base 1 to 1059 and encodes 352 amino acids. Gene Ontology annotation, molecular function: nucleic acid binding. Gene Ontology annotation, biological process: DNA integration. Lineage: Eukaryota; Metazoa; Mollusca; Gastropoda; Neomphalida; Peltospiridae.
AUGGACCAGCUAAAGAAGAUCUCUGUUGACCCCAGGAAGAAAACCCACCACGAGUACUACCUCAUGUCCAAGUUUGAAAUCCUUCAGUGUGGAGACGUGGAGAAACUGGUCAAGAAGAGCCAAACAGAUGAAGACACACCUCUGUACUACGUUUCCAUUGAAGACACCUUUGACGUCAUCAAGCGGGCACACAUGUCAACAGGCCACGGUGGACGUGAUCGGAUGCUGAAAGAACUAUCCAAAAAGUAUGUGAAUGCGACACGUGAAGCUAUCGAAUUGUUCAAGUCGCUAUGCAUGAACUGUCAAUGGAAACGCAAGAGGCCAACAACCAAAGGUGUGGUGGUCCAACCUUUUCUGACCAAGGAGUUUUCGUCACGUAGCCAAGUGGAUCUUGUAGACAUGCAGUCCUUACCCAGUGAAAAGUACAAGUGGAUCAUAGUUUACCAGGACCAUUUGACCAAGUUCUGUAUUCUCAGGCCUCUUACUUCGAAGCGUGCCUCGGACGUUGCCUAUCAGCUGACGGAUAUCUUCCUGAUGUUUGGAGCUCCCCAUGUCUUGCAGAGUGACAACGGAUCCGAGUUUGCAGCUGCUGUAGUCAACGAAUUGAUAGAAUUGUGGACCGAAUUGGUGAUUGUGCACAGGAAACCAAGACACCCCCAAAGCCAGGGCUCUGUAGAGCGGGAAAACUCAGACAUUAAAGACAUGUUAGUAGCCUGGAUGAGCGAGAACGACACAAGGGACUGGACUGAAGAAUUCAAGCUACAGUGCUGGCAUCAAGCAAUCACCGUAUUCAGGUCUCUUUGGGAUGGAGGCGUGUGUUGGAUUGAUAUCACUUGUCCGCCAACUCGCAGCCUGACCAGUUGCCACCCAACUCGGAGCCUGACCAGCUGCCGCCCAAAUCCGAGCCUGACCAGCUGCCGCCCAACUCCGAGCCUGCCCCGCUACCGCCCAACUCCGAGCCUGACCAGCUGCCACCCAAAUCCGAGCCUGACCAGCUGCCGCCCAACUCCGAGCCUGACCAGCUGCCGUCAUUAUUUUUCAUUCAGUCAUUUUGCCUAA